AUGAUGCCAUCCCAGAUGCCGCCGAAGAAGACGUUGAAGAAGAAGAAUUUGCAUGAGCUUUCCACCGAGGUGAAGCCGGGAUUUCAGAUAACCGACACGAAGAAGAAUGUGUUUAUUGUUGGCAAACAGUUUGCCACCGGCGGCUUCGGGCGAAUUCACACGUGUACGCAGAAAGGCGAAUCGAAAGAGCUUGUUAUCAAAAUCGAACCAUCAGAGAAUGGACCACUAUUCACUGAAAUCAACGUGUUCCAACGGAUUCUGAAGCCGGAGCAGAUUGAGGAAUUCAAGAAAAAGAAGAACCUCAAAUUUCUCGGUGUGCCCCACGUGAUAUCGAACGGAAUCUUUCAAUACGGCGACGAGCGAAUGCGCUAUUUGGUGAUUCCGAAGUAUGCGACGUCGCUCGAGAGCGUGCGCGAGCAACUCGGCGGCCAACUCGGCGUGCAAUCCGCGCUUCAAGUCGCCGCGUCGAUGCUGCGCUCGUUGGAGUACGUGCACGCGAUGGAUUACACGCACGCCGACGUGAAAGCGGCCAACAUUCUGCUGGAGAGAGUCGGCGAUUUCGAAACGACGGUUUUGGUCGAUUUUGGGCUUGGACGAUUCGCCGCCAACAAUGAGGACAAGCCCGACAAGAAGAGAGCCCACAACGGCACGUGCAUUUUCACGUCGAUCGACGCCCAUAAAGGGUAUCAUCCGAGUUUUCGCGGUGACAUUGAGAUUCUCGCCUACAAUAUGAUCCUCUGGAUCACCGGAUCAUUGCCAUGGAUCUCGUUGGAAUCGUCGCCGGACAAGGUGUCGAAAGAGAAAGAGAAAUUCGUCGACGGUCUUCCGGCGUCCUUAAACAAUAUUGUCAAGAAUUCGACGGCCGCCAAAUGCAUUGGUGCACUUUUCGACGCGGCGCGCAAAACAAAAUACACGUCGAAAGUUGAUUUUGGCAAAUUGUUGCCAAUUAUCGAGAAGGCGUCGACGACAGAGAUUGAGGUGGAAAAGGCGACCGGUUCGAGGCGGACGACGAAGAGCACUAGACGAGCGGCGAAGGAGCCGGAGGUCGUCGAGCGAAGCACUCGAAGAACGCCGAAGAAGUCGAAGAUGGAGCCAUCGAGCAGCAGUGAGAAUUCCGAUGAUAUUGAUGAGGACGAGGCGCCGUCGAAGAAGGCGCCGACGAGCAGAAUUGGGAACACAUCGACGACGCAAACGCUUCGUUCGGCGAAAGACACGAUGGCCAAGAAGAUUGUGAAGAAGUACAAGAAGAAAUCGAUUGGAGCGUCGUCGCCCAUCAAGGUGCCGUCGGCGGCAUUGCGUACGACGGCGCCGAGUCGGAGCGGCAUCACGACAGCCGUCAAAGCGAGUCCGACGAAAUUGCGAAAAGUGCCCGGAAUGCGCAAUUUUCCUUCAGGCCGAAGAUCGUUGCUCAUCAAUAACACAUCGAAGAAGUACGCAGGAAGCGAUCCCGCUAGCACGAGCGGCAAAGUGUAA
Caenorhabditis bovis is the source of this 1473-nucleotide messenger RNA. Lineage: Eukaryota; Metazoa; Nematoda; Chromadorea; Rhabditida; Rhabditidae. The record is from the annotation of a GenBank genome assembly.